CGCCGAUAUGAGAUUUCCAGGAGAGUGCGAAGUCACGGAAGUGCUGGCAGACAGCUGGAGGACAAUUUGCAAUCAUGUGUGAGGUUAUCUCAUGCAGUACGUUAUACGGCGAUAUGAGUGCCCUAUUUGUUUGAAGGAGAAACCGGACCACAGAAGUGUUGGAAGACAGGUCGAGGACAGGUCACAUACGUAGAGGAAUCGACGACCGACAGAUGCUGUCCACCGACAUGUGCGUCGCUAGGCUCCAGCCGCAGCUCUUGCCGCCCCUCCCUGAUCAGUCGUCAUCGCGAACGCAUGGUAACAUGCAAGGUAGCAUCGUAUCAGCUUCGUUUGAUAUCAGGCUUGUCGGGUCGUUUCUUGGUUGGCGCAGGUGUGAUUGCGUCGCCCUUUACUUGAUACGCUACAGAAGCACCCGGCCCUGCGUCCCGUCGGCAUUCCGCGCCAAUCCUCGCCUGAACUCAUUGGACAUCAGUCUCUGUGUUCGUGUACCACAUCAACACGAGCAUUAUCAUAAUAAAGACGGGGUAGAGAGGACAUCGGAAAGAGCAAGCACGAGAGGUGCACCGAUGCCUCGGGUACCGACUUGAAUGGGACAUCAAAUCUGGCAAGAGCGAGAAAUCCAUGGGUAUUGCGUUCAACAACGCUCGCAUAUGAGGCAUUGCUUGUUGUGACGAUUCUGAUUAUUUGGAGGGAAAACCCGAACGGAGGAAAGCUUUAGGGGGAUCGUGAUUGGACUCCCACCCCCUCCCGGCUGUACCCCCAUCAGGUGGGUUUUCUGCACGUAAUCUUGGAUCAACUAUUUCUAGCCUCACUGGCCGUGUCGCUCUUUUCGGAUCUGGCCCAUCGUUUUUUCGCCUACCAAAGAGUCGAGAACGUGGCAAUAGACAAACUGAGAUGACACAGUUCUCACAGGGACGUUUGGCUUGACCGAGUGUUACCAGCUCCCCCUCACAUGGUUCAAGACAACACCAAACGCCCUAGGCUCAAGGGGCUCAGCUUUUCUGUGCUCGGCGGUUCCGGGCCAAAUCCCUUGGGAAUUGUGUCGGUUGCUGCGUCAAGAAUCACUUGUCGACGGCUGGUGCAGGGCUCCGCGGGCUUGUGCAUUUCAGUCUCCAUGACUUUUCCCUCUCCUUAGUUAUUUCUCCAUUCGCCUUGACCCAUGAGCGACAGAUCGAGUACUGCCUCUCCUUCAUCCCCACCCCAACGCAUUUAUUCAGGCGCGAGAACUCUUCCCGACGAUGAGAUCGACUUUAUGAUACUGCGAUCAGACAUGUCGCAUCCGUCUAAUGUCCAAUCCAGCUCGCCGGAUCCUACAAUCGAGCAUCGCCGCAGAAAACAAGCUCGAUAUCUUCCACUUUGAUGUACGCUUCACCAGACAAGUCCGCGUUAUCUAGUCCAGCAGGAAUCUGGGAUGCGCAAAGUUCGAGGAGCUGAAUACGGUGUAUGUAUCAUGCUGCGCAACGACCGGUUCUCCGUCCUUCAUAUCUCGGAUCCAAGGUUCCUGAUCACGGAAUGCUUUUCGCAUUUUCCGGCCGAGCGGAUAUACGUCAAGUACCCUGUCCCACCUGUUGCCCUACGAACCCAAUUAGCACAAGUGCGGCACAGGCAGGGGGUGUCAACUUGUACCAUUGGAGAACAUUUGCAUCGUUACCUCCGUAACGCCUCGACGAGCUUAUCAUUCGUUGGUCGUAAAGAAGGAUCGAUCGAUUAUUCUCGGAAGGCUCUUCCUGUACAGACUGGGACUUGUUAGCAUGGCCCAGGAGACGAGAGAGCUGAUAGAAAAAAGGAACAAGUGAUGGUGCAUACCGACUCGGAUGUUAUUAUACAUACCAAGGCCGUUCAUCACGCUCGAAGUACGGCUUGUCCGCAAUGUUCAUACCGAAAUCUCGAUGCUCAUCCAGCAGAGCGGCACGAACGUUCUAAGCGUUUCAGGAAUUCAGGCACCGUUGCUUACUUCCUCUCUCCUCUUUCUUCACCUGCCAGGUACGAAUCUAGAAUUUGUCCCUCGCGACAUAUGUGCUGGAUUACCGACCAGGGGAUCGCAUGUUCCGAUACUACUGCAGGGGAUCUGAUUUUGGAUCAUGUACCUAGUUUUGGGAUUUAUCUCACUGUCCA
Dacryopinax primogenitus is the source of this 2115-nucleotide messenger RNA. RefSeq lists its product as uncharacterized. The record is from RefSeq and is a predicted model, not a curated record. Bases 1412 to 1750 code for a protein of 112 amino acids. NCBI's taxonomy places the organism in Eukaryota, Fungi, Basidiomycota, Dacrymycetes, Dacrymycetales, Dacrymycetaceae. The transcript has 9 exons.